Lachancea dasiensis is the source of this 1377-nucleotide messenger RNA. The record is from the annotation of a GenBank genome assembly. NCBI's taxonomy places the organism in Eukaryota, Fungi, Ascomycota, Saccharomycetes, Saccharomycetales, Saccharomycetaceae.
AUGUCGCGAAUAAGCUAUGUGGCCCCAUACUUCAUGCCACUGCUGUGCUCCAGCAAGCUUUGGAUCAAGCUAAUCCUUCUGCUGAAUGUUUUAGCCUUGUUUGGACUGGCGUUCAGUGGCUCCAAACUGCUGAUAUCUGAGUAUAAAGACGACAGCAUGUUCAAACCCAAUGGACAAGACUAUUUCAGAACUUCGCUUCUGGGGUUUUUUUCGCCGCUAGCGCUCCAUUUUCUGCGAGACUUUGUUCUCAUGGUAAGUCCGAGAGCGGUACUUAUCAACCUACUUGUCGACUUCCCGUUCAACGUAUGGUUCUCCCUUUUGAUUGUGUUUUGCUUAGCCUAUCCGCAGAUACAGACAGCACAGAUCAUGGGCAAAAUGGACGACACGGUGUGGCACAUCAUACCGAGACAAGCGGCGAUUUUUGGUACGUCGUGGGCGCUGUCCGAAUUUUUGACCUGCGUUGUCCAAAACUUGCAACGUUAUGAAGAGGUGCCUUCUCCGGAGUCUGCCAAGCGCCAGCUGGAGUACCAGCUUUUACAAGAAGAGCAGGACAACUCCCGCAAGAAUAUUACGCUUUCGAGAUGCAUAGAGGUCAAACGCAAGUCAUCGUUGAUCUCUGAGAAUGUGUACACCCACGAAUAUCAAACGCCGCCUGCAACGAACCCCGAACACGACCUCUCGGAAGCGGUCUACGUGAGUUUCAACGACAGUUCGAUGUCGCUUCUAAGAGAUCCUGAGGCUGGCCACAGCUCUAACGACGGCUCUGGCGAAAGGCGUCCACGCAUGUAUGAUGGAACCGUCACCUACUUUGCCGAGAUCUCUUCUAAAAGACGCUUUUUACGGCAGUUGCUACUUUUCAACCUCCUGGUGUUCGACAGUGUACUGCUAGAGGUAGGACACGCUUUCAUCGUUUCUAUCUACUUCAUUUACGUGCCAGGACACGAAGAAUUAUUCACCAGAGCGGUCACGUAUUUUGGAAUCCGCACUUUUGGUUACUUCACUCUGAGUGUCAUUCUACCGCUAUCUAUACUGGGCUUCAUCAUCAGCAUCUUUUUGUUUGUGUGGAAUGGAAACACGCGCGCCUUAUCCUCUGAAAGCACUUACGACACCAACAGCAACUCCGAUCUGCACAUACAUGCUUCUCAGCCCCAGAGCCUGCAGUAUAUUUCGUCAGAUCAACUCUUUGUGAUGAAUUCGAUUUACACUCAAGACAUGAUGCCCACAGGUGAUACGGAACUUCCAAUACUCCACUUUUUCCGCACCAUAGUAACCAAAUGGCAAAUACUCGCUGGCCACCGUAGUUUUCCCAUUGUUGGGUUCACCAUAUGGUCCCUUAUAAUGGCUGCUGUCGGAACCCUGGCUGCUGUCGAACAAUAA